Striga asiatica is the source of this 3511-nucleotide messenger RNA. NCBI's taxonomy places the organism in Eukaryota, Viridiplantae, Streptophyta, Magnoliopsida, Lamiales, Orobanchaceae. The record is from the annotation of a GenBank genome assembly.
CAAAAAACAUGGCCCUGACUAGGCCCGGUUAAAAUCCGAGCCGAACUUGGACCCAUGGUCAACAGGCUUGAUCAGGCCGGGUCGGUGCGUCUAAACAUGUUACUAUAUUUUUAUACGGGUGAAAAGUAUCCGAGGCUAAUGUCCGGUGGGGUUUAGUAGAGGUUUUAAAUUGUUUCUUCUUCUCCUCGGAACGUUAUCUACUACAAACUAUUCUUCAGCCAUGGCGUCCACCGUUCCAUUCUCACCGAGCCCCAUAGCUCAACUCCGCCAAGCCAACAGCUCCAAUUAUCAUCCAUGGAAAACCCACAAAAAUCCUAUCUUUAUUCACAUGUCGGGCCCCGAGGUUCCCAGUUAUUCCCAAAUACCCCAACGACCCUCGUCCUCUUUCCCUCAAACCCUCAAACUUCCGUUCCUCCACAGCCCCGACCCGGUCCUCCCGCCGACCGUAUCGGACUCCACCGACGACAAUUUCGCGGAAAACCCUCACAGGUUGUUCACCCUGCAGUUAAUCCCAAACGGGUACCGCCUGAAUCCGGCCGUACAAUCGGACGGCCGGAUAUUCAUCCAGGACCCGCCAUGGAUUUCUUCUUUCUUCGACAAGAGCCUGCUCUUCAGGAGCCGGAGCCGGAGCGGGGUCAAAAUAGAAUUUCAGGAAAUGGAGAGGCGGAAGUACCAUUUGCUCCGGCGGCGGCAGGUGAAGGCGGAGACGGAGGCGUGGGAGAACAUGACGGCGGAGUACCGUGAUAUGGAGAGAGAAAUGUGCGAGAAAAAAUUGGCGCCCAACCUUCCUCACGUGAAGCAAUUGAUCCUGGGCUGGUUUGAGCCUCUGAGGACGGCCAUCGAGAGGGAGCAGAAUCUGCAGAGGUCGAAAAAGAACAAGGAGGCAUUCGCGCCUUUUAUAGAUGCUUUGCCAGCGGAAAAAAUGGCGGUCAUUGUGAUGCAUAAGAUGAUGGGGUUGCUUAUGAUGGGGGGUAAGGAUGGCAGGUGUGUUCGUGUGCUGGAGGCCGCCCUUCAAAUCGGGUUAGCAAUCGAGCAUGAGGUUAAAAUUCAUUAUUUAUUGGAGAAAACAAAAAAACAUCGGGGUAUAGAAGAUACUGAUGUAAGCCAGGUAGAUUUCAGUAAGGAAGAUACAAUUUUGAGAAAUCGUGUGCAGAGUUUAAUCAGAAGCAACCGUGUCAUUGAAGUCGAAAAACUUGUCCGAAGUGAGGUUAAGUCAUGGGGUCAGAAUGCUCAGGCUAAGUUGGGAUGUUGUCUUUUACAACUGUUAAUUCAAAGUGCUUAUGUACAACCACCCGUUGAUCAGUCAGCUGAUAGCCCCCCUGAUGUUCGCCCUGCAUUCAAGCACUUAUUGAAGAGAGGAUCGGGAAAGAACAAUGUGAAGAAGUGCGGAGUCAUAGAAUGUGAUCCCCUGGUUCUUUCUGGGCUUGAUCAAGCUGUUAGACAUAUGGCCAUUCCUUAUGUGCCAAUGUUGGUGCCACCCAAGAAAUGGAAGGGGUACGACAAGGGUGGGUACCUGUUUUUACCUUCUUAUUUAAUGCGUACUCGUGGCUCACGGAAGCAACAGGAAGCUCUCAAAGCCGUUCCUUCAAAACAAAUGCAGAAAGUUUACAAUGCCCUUGAUACUCUAGGAAGCACCAAGUGGAGAGUGAAUAAACGUAUAUUAGGCGUGGUCGAGAGCAUUUGGGAAUCAGGUGGAAACCUUGCUGGCAUGGUAAACCGUGAAGAUGUUCCAAUACCUGAGUUAUUCUUGGAUGAUACAGAGGAAGUAAAGAAGUGGAAAUGGAGUGUGAGGAAUGCGAAAAAAAUCAAUCGAGAAAGACAUGCUGAAAGAUGUGACACUGAACUAAAGCUCUCCGUUGCUCGGAAGUUGAAAGACGAGGAAGGGUUUUACUUCCCGCACAAUCUUGACUUUCGAGGCCGUGCAUACCCUAUGCACCCACAUCUUAAUCAUCUUAGUUCUGAUCUCUGCAGAGGAAUACUUGAAUUUUCUGAAGGAAAGCCAUUGGGGAGAUCUGGUUUAAACUGGUUAAAAGUACAUUUAGCAAAUCUCUAUGGUGGGGGUGCUGAUAAGCUUUCUUAUGAUGGUCGCCUCUCGUUUGUGGAAAACAAUUUAGCAGAAAUAUUUGACUCUGCCGAUAAUUCUUUGAAUGGAAAUCGAUGGUGGUUGAAGGCUGAAGAUCCUUUUCAGUGCUUAGCCGCAUGCAUUAAUCUCUCUGAAGCCUUAAGAAGCUCAUCCCCUUACACUGUUAUUUCCCACUUACCCAUUCAUCUGGAUGGAUCAUGCAAUGGAUUGCAACAUUAUGCCGCUCUUGGAAGGAAUAGUUUUGAAGCUGCUGCAGUCAAUUUAGUUGCUGGAGACAAACCUGCCGAUGUUUACUCAGAAAUUGCAGAGAGGGUUCAUAAUAUCAUGAAAAGAGACAGCGAAAAGGACCCAGCAGAUCAUCCAAACGCUUUGCUAGCCAAACUCUUGAUUGGUCAGGUGACAUUGGCAGCCCUUGAAGAGCUAUUUCAAGCUGCACGAGCAAUUAUGGGAUGGCUUGGUGACUGUGCUAAGAUUAUUGCUUCAGAAAAUGAACCUGUACGUUGGACAACACCACUCGGCUUACCUGUCGUACAACCAUACUUCAAAACUCGGCUUUGUGCAGUAAGAACCUAUCUCCAGAUUUUAACUUUAAAACGCGAGGGUAAUUCGGUUGAGGUAAAAAAGCAGAGAACUGCAUUUCCUCCCAACUUUGUGCACUCACUUGAUGGCUCACACAUGAUGAUGACUGCCAUUGCAUGCCGAGAUGCUGGAUUGCGUUUUGCAGGUGUGCAUGACUCGUUCUGGACACAUGCAUGCGAUGUUGAUAGAAUGAGUAAGAUUCUGAGACAAAAGUUUGUGGAUCUAUAUAAUAUGCCGAUACUUGAAAACCUGCUCGAGAGCUUCGAGACAUCAUAUCCAACACUCACAUUUCCACCUCUGCCAGAUAGAGGAGACUUUGAUCUCAACCAAGUUUUUGAAUCUCCAUACUUUUUCAACUAAUCCACAAUCUUACAAGACUACAAUUUUGGAUUGUUCGUCACGAAAGAAAGGUUUUUUUUUCCCCUAACUUCCCUGGCUUCGGUACAAAGUCCAAUGCCUCGGGCUUUCGUGAACUUUUCAUGCACAGACUUCUGAGACAUUAAGGAAAAAUAUAUCGAGCUUUUGAGCUUCCAACUCGAGUUGCGUGCUUUUCUUUGAUAUGGCACUAUGCAUUGUUGUGAUUGUUGCUCGUGUGCACAAAUGUGCACUUUUUGGGACAUGAGAGAGGAGGAAAAGCCAUGGUUUUCCGGAAGAGUUCAGUUGUAUAUAUAAAUAUUGUACAAAUACGUAGUUUUUUUUGUCGAUUAUUCUGGUGAGUCUACUAUGUAUACAACGUGUGUUCUGUGUUAUAUUAUCAAAUUCUGUACAAUUGGAAUUUGUUUUUCGUCUUGGUGUUCUUGGAAUGGAAAUAUAAAGGACAUUGAUGGAUUUUGUUCUCCAAAAUUCAUG